CACAUCACCACUCUCAGCACAUCUUCCUGUUUCUUUACCAUUGGUCUACUGUUCAGAUUCUUUGGAUCAGACUAUCAGACAAAAACCCCUUUUACUCUGCCGCGAUGUCACUCACGUGGCCUUGGCACUUUGUGACCGUCUCGCCAGCUGAGAAACAACAACGCCGAGAGCUUCUAGAUAUCCGAGGAUACUACGCUCAAGGCUCUGUGCUGCUGGUCAUUGCCAUUGUUCGGCUAUAUCAUGUCUACUCCGAACGUACCAAGGGCGCAGUGAAGCCCAACAAUAGGCGCGCUCGUAAGCCAAAAUCCUGGAUGGAUUCGCCGCCCUUCGCAGGGUGGACCGAAACACGAAAACAACAUAUCGUCUCUCUCCUCUGGUUAGUAUGGCUGGUGAGCCUCUCGAUCUGGAAUACAGGGGAUGAUUAUCUGCAUUUCACCAAAGCGUUAGGCCAUGUUGCUCUCUCGCAGCUCCCCUUUCAGGUGCUUAUGUCUCCUGCUCUAUACAUAGCUCCUUCAAAACCAGGAGCUCCAUCGCCUCUAUCGGUUUUGACUGCAAUCCCCCAGCCAGCAUUGACACCCUAUCAUCGGCUUCUGGGCCGAACGGUCCUGUCGCCGUUGCUUGCGGGACAUGCCGUUUUGUAUUUGUCUUUCUUUAUACAGUCCAGCCAUCCCGACUUUGGCUCGCUCCUUGCGAAGCGCAUCCAGGAUUCUGAUGUUCAAUGGGGUCUCGGUGGAAUCACCAUGGUGACAAUCCUGAUGGUGUUUACACGACCGUUGAGCGCGUCUCGCGGGAUGUGGUCCUGGACUACUGCCCCGAUCAAAACUAAAAGACAAGUUUUCUACAUCACGCAUGUGUUGUUGGUGGGGAUUUUGUGUUUUGCCGCCUACUUCCAUGUUCCUCAGGCCCAGCCUUUUGUUUUAGAGGCCUUGCUGGGGUUCGGAAUCAAUGUCGCAUGUGGUUGGACGGUGAAACGAUAGGGGCUGACGGGGUUUUGGGCAGAUUUGAAAGACGUGUCACAAACUGGUCGCGUUUGCUUUCCCGAUCGAUAGAAGACGCUGAGAUUUCAUUCCUUCUGAUUAAUCCCUCGUAUAGAGUUUUCCCAUGUGCGCAGUGGCCGGAAUGGUCCGCCGUUCGCCCAGGGAUUGAUUUAUGCGCUCGGUCCUUCCACUCCUUGCUGUUUGGCAAU
Molecule: messenger RNA, 1186 nt
Organism: Aspergillus steynii IBT 23096
Lineage: Eukaryota; Fungi; Ascomycota; Eurotiomycetes; Eurotiales; Aspergillaceae
Product: putative metalloreductase Fre8
Exons: 2
Coding region: 105-977 (290 amino acids)
Source: RefSeq, a predicted model, not a curated record